AUGUACGUUCAAUUCAUAUGAGUUUUUGAUUUCGAGGUCUGAAUAUGAAAAAAUUUUUGAUAGGUAGUUUUACUUUCGAAUGAACUCUAUCCGGCAGAAAUUCAAAUUAGACAAACUUAAAUACAGUUAUCGGACAUGGAACAAAAAAUUUACAAACAAAAAGAAUUUAGUAUCACCACCUCGAGAGCGGAACUUGCAUAUAUUUCUCCAUGCGCGUCUUAAUUGGUAUGAAGAUAGUCGCAUAGUCUUUCUACAUAGCUAACUAAGAAAAGUUUCCUAGCCCGUGGAAAAUGGAAAUGGAGAAUAAUAGAUGCCCACAAAGUUUGACUACUAGUUCUUCCACUACUUUUGUCACUUAUUACAACCAAGAAACUAAGUUUAGGACCACAGUAGAAAACAUAUGAAUUGACUUAAAGGGUGCUCAAAAUUAUUCAAUUUCAUCACAUUUUCUUAUAUUUAUCUUAGUUUUGAUGAAUUCUUGAAAAAAAUUUAGCCAUGUUUUUCAAGAUAGUAGCCUUGAUUGUGCCUGCCCUUUUUGCUCUUGCAGCCUCUGAAGAACUUGGAUUCAUUUACAAUGGCUUCAAUAGAGCAAAUUUGAGUCUUGACGGCAUAGCACAGUUGACAUCAAAUGGUCUAUUACAACUAACAAAUACUUCUAGGCUGCAAAAGGGGCAUGCUUUUAGUCCCACACCAAUUAAUUUCAAGAACUUACCAAAUGGUUCAAAUUUCUCCUUUUCCACCACUUUUGUCUUUGCUAUAGUGCCUUCAGUUUUGCCUGGUCAUGGCAUGGCUUUUGUGAUUGCACCUGUUGGAGGUCUAGCAGAAGCACUUCCAAGCCCAUUUCUUGGUCUUUUCAAUGAUAACACUACGGGCAAAGUCACUAACCAUGUUUUCGCUGUGGAGUUUGAUACACUUCAGAACAGAGAAUUCAAUGACAUUGAUGGUAACCAUGUUGGAAUCGAUAUUAAUGGAUUAAAAUCCGUUGAAUCGAAGACAGCAGGUUAUUAUACAAGCAAUCAUAAUGUCAAAUUCAAUAACAUGACUCUUGCUAGUGGCCAGCCAAUGCAGGGUUGGGUGGACUAUGAUGGUGUGGCUAAGCAAAUUAAUGUCACUCUGGCUCCAAUGAAUGUGGAAAAACCAAACGCACCUCUUUUGUCAUCAUUCUAUGAUCUUUCACCAAUCUUAAAUGAAACCAUGUAUAUUGGCUUCUCUGGAUCCACAGGCUCAGUUGUUUCAACACAAUAUAUUCUAGGAUGGAGCUUUAAAAUGAAUGGAUUAGCUCAAGAUCUUGAUCUUGCUAGGCUUCCUAAGCUUCCUCGAGUUGGACCGAAGAAACAAUCUAAGCUUUUGUUGAUUGCUUUGCCAAUGAUGUCGGCAAUUGUUGUGGUAAUAGCCUUCUCUGUUAUAAUUUACUAUUUUGGAAGGAAGAGGAAAUUCGCGGAAUUGCUUGAAGAUUGGGAGCUUGAAUAUGGCCCUCAUAGGUUCAAGUACAAAGAUCUUUAUAUUGCCACAAAUGGGUUUGCCAACAAAGAGUUGUUAGGUUGUGGGGGCUUUGGCAGAGUCUACAGAGGAGUAUUACCAACUUCUUCAAUAGAGAUAGCUGUCAAAAAGGUCUCUCAUGAAUCAAAGCAAGGAUUGAGGGAAUUUGUAGCAGAAAUUGUUAGUAUUGGUCGGCUAUGCCACAGGAAUUUAGUGCCACUUUUGGGAUAUUGCAGGCGCAAAGGAGAGUUGCUUUUGGUUUACGAAUACAUGCCUAAUGGAAGUCUUGAUAAGUUCCUAUAUGACAAACCAAUAUGUGCCCUCAAUUGGAACCAAAGAUUUCGAGUCAUCAAAGGCGUAGCUUUGGCACUAGUCUAUCUACAUGAAGAAUGGGAACAAGUAGUAAUACACAGAGAUGUGAAGGCUAGUAAUGUAUUGUUGGACAGUGACUUGAAUGCAAAGUUAGGAGAUUUUGGCCUAGCAAGAUUGUAUGAUCACGGGACCGAUCCACUCACUACACAUGUAGUUGGAACUGUAGGUUACCUUGCCCCUGAGCAAACAAGAACUGGCAAAGCCACAACCAUAAGUGAUGUAUACGCCUUUGGUGCAUUUUUGCUUGAAGUGGCUUGUGGGAGAAGGCCAAUAGAUCCAAGGGUAUCGGACGAGGAUAUUGUGUUGGUUGAUUAUGUAUUUUCAUGUUGGAAUAGAGGUGAUAUUCUUCUAGCCAUUGAUCAAAAUUUGGGCAAUGAAUUUGUUAAAGAGGAAGUUGAAUUGGUACUAAAACUUGGACUAGUUUGCUCUCAGACUCAGCCAACAGCUAGGCCAAGUAUGAGGCAAGUUUUAAUUUACUUGGAAGAUAUUGUGCCUCCACCAUUGCCAGAGUUGUCGUCGUUACAACGUUCUACCCCUGGUUUCACAUUUCCUGGAUUUGACCAUCACGUAUUUUCUGCAGAUAAAGAACUUUCAUAUCCCUCGUCUGAUUCGGAUUCUUUUCCAUAUACUGGUCGAUGAUUAGAAGUCUUUCUAUAUUGCCUUGAUGAAUUAUGAUCCCAAUCGCAACGACAACUUAUUGCAACAACAACUAGUACUUCAAUUCCAAGGAAGUUCUUGUUACCUAUGUGAAUUCUUACAGUAUCUCGUUUCAGUUGAGCUCAUUAUAUUUGUUACGAUACAAAGAAUGGACUAAUGUACACCCAGAAUCCUCUUUCUUUGAUCUAUAAUGUUGCUAUCAUUUUAAAAUAAUAAACUUGUCGUUACAACUCA
Messenger RNA from Capsicum annuum, 2742 nucleotides. RefSeq names its product L-type lectin-domain containing receptor kinase IV.1. The transcript has a single exon. Gene Ontology annotation, biological process: protein phosphorylation. Gene Ontology annotation, cellular component: plasma membrane. Bases 496 to 2490 code for a protein of 664 amino acids. Gene Ontology annotation, molecular function: ATP binding; protein kinase activity; carbohydrate binding. Lineage: Eukaryota; Viridiplantae; Streptophyta; Magnoliopsida; Solanales; Solanaceae. The record is from RefSeq and is a predicted model, not a curated record.